Molecule: messenger RNA, 2313 nt
Organism: Daucus carota subsp. sativus
Lineage: Eukaryota; Viridiplantae; Streptophyta; Magnoliopsida; Apiales; Apiaceae
Exons: 7
Coding region: 191-2002 (603 amino acids)
Molecular function (GO): DNA binding
Source: RefSeq, a predicted model, not a curated record
AUAUAAGAGUUUUCAGAAAAUAUCUGAACAGACAGACAGCAAAACCACCUCCCCUCCUUGCCCCUCGGUAUCGUUAUCUUUAUUUGCGACCUCACUCACUCUCCCUCUCUUCCCUGCAGUCCUUAACCUCUAGUUUCUCCACACCAAGGCAACAGUCGGAAGCUCAAUUGGGUACUUACGCACUGAAUGUAUGAAUGACCUCUCCAUGCCUUUACUAGAGCUUAAUUCUUCCCAGCAUUCCUUCCAUUAUCAUCUGCUUCCUUUCGGGGAUCACAAGUUGUGUCAUCUAAAUGAUACGAGACUAUCAUAUCUGUCUAGAUCUUUUAAGAUCCCCGCACAGAAAAGAAAGUUCAGUGUCGGUCAUAUUAAGAUGCAACCCAGGGAGGUGCUGGUUAGUGCAGUUGCUACCGUUGAACCCAAGAUUUCAUUUAAGAGUGAUUCACGUGAUGAUCAAAGACUGCACAUUGGUACUUGUUCCGAGAGAAGCCAAGGGGUUGAGCAUCAAUCUUCAAGCGAAGAAUUUACUGAUGUAGACGACAGAGAAAAGUUAAGAAGGAUGAGGAUCUCCAAAGCAAACAAAGGAAAUACACCAUGGAAUAAAGGCAGGAAACAUACUCCAGAAACACUACGGAAGAUCAGAGAGAAGACUAGGCUUGCAAUGCAGAAUCCUAAGGUCAAGAUGAAGUUAGUAAAUCUGGGGCAUGCUCAAAGCAAAGAAACAAGGAUAAAAAUAGGAGUUGGGGUGCGAAUGGGGUGGAAUAAGCGUCGUGAGAAGCUAAUGCUCCAGGAAACUUGUCACUUUGAUUGGCAAAGCUUAAUAGCUGAGGCGUCAAGAAGGGGCUUGAAUGGUGAGGAAGAACUACAAUGGGACUCCUACAAGAUCUUGGAUGAACAGCUUGAGCGUGAGUGGUUAGAAAGUGUUGAGGAAAGGAAGAGAAGCCCCAGGCCCAAAGGUAGUAAGAGAGCGCCAAAAUCAGCAGACCAGAGAAGAAAAAUCUCCGAGGCAAUUGCUGCUAAAUGGGCUGAUCCUGGUUACCGUGAUCGUGUAUACACCGGUCUUUCAAAAUAUCAUGGUACCCCUAUUGGUGCUGACAAUCCUAGGAGAAGGCAUAAGAGAACAAGCUCAAACACAAACACGUCAAAGAAGAAGAAAAAUGUAGCAGAUAUUUCUGCACGAAAUACAACAAAAAGCACAACUCAAAAAGCAAUUAAGAAAAGAAGUAAGAUGCCCAUCUAUACGGACCCACUAGCAAGUUCCAAGUUGGAGAUGAUAAAAAAUAUUAGAGCAGAUAGAGAGAAUAAAAAAGCUGAAGCCAUCACAAGAGCCAAGCUUCUUAUUGCUGAAGCGGAGAAAGCAGCUAAAGCUCUUGAGAUAGCUGCAACCAAAAGUCCCCUUGCUCAAGCUUCCCUCAUCGAAACUAGGAAGCUAAUAGCUGAGGCUAUUCAGUCCAUUGAAUCCAUAGAGGGCUUAUUUGAUGAGAAUAACCUCAACAUUCUUUCAAGCCAAACAGUUAGCAAUGUUGAGAGAGAGGUUGACAUGAAAUCUGAUGGUUUGUUCACAAAGAAUCAGAUAGAAAUAAAUGGAUCCCGAACCUUAAUCUCAAAUUUUGAUGACAUUUCAGACUCCACUUUUGAAAAGUUCAAUUUGCAGGAAUUACUGAACCACGAAGAUGAGCUUCUACCAAGCAGCUCCUAUGAUGUAGAAAUUAUGAAUGAUAAAGAGUACUUGAAGGAGCUCCUUAAUACUGGCAUUAAUUUGUCUCAAACUAAACCACUUCAAAAAAAGGUAGAGCCUUCCAGCUUCACCCAUCAAUUGGAUCACUUGACACCCAAUGGUAGUAGCAUUAAGCAUGAAAACUUGGUGCGAAAUGGUGCAGAGUCUGAGUUAUGGGAAAAAGAGAAGCCUCCUAAAUCAACAAGGGAAGGGAAUAUACCUAAAUCAAUAAACUCAACCAAAAAGUGGGUUCGGGGAAAGCUGGUUGAAAUGACGGAAGAAGAUUAGAGAAUAGCAGCCUGCUCUGGGUAGACAGGUUUCUGUCCAGUUGAGAUGGUGAAACUAUGGAAUCUAAAGAGUUGCACUUGUGCUGAUCGACCAACAAUUACCAUGAAUUCAUAAUGGGGUCUAAUGAUCAAAGGAGUUGUUGUAGUAUUCACCUUGUUAGCAUAUACAUGUUGAGAAGAACAUUCAUAUGUUGUAAUAUCUACAUGGGUCCAAUUUGACAUGUGGUUAAGUAGUCCGGUAAGGAUGUGCUUACAAGUUACAAUACAUUCUUGUUUGAUGAUAUAAACCAGUCCAGAUAUUUUUACACAGAA